This is a messenger RNA of Ruditapes philippinarum (Manila clam), 2658 nucleotides long. Its product is annotated as adhesion G protein-coupled receptor A3-like. The coding region runs from base 564 to 2636 and encodes 690 amino acids. The transcript is spliced from 12 exons. Gene Ontology annotation, cellular component: plasma membrane. Lineage: Eukaryota; Metazoa; Mollusca; Bivalvia; Venerida; Veneridae. Gene Ontology annotation, molecular function: protein binding. Gene Ontology annotation, biological process: cell surface receptor signaling pathway. The record is from RefSeq and is a predicted model, not a curated record.
CCCGUGACGUCACACGUAAACUGAAACGGCAAGAUGUCGGCCACCGUCAGAUUAAUUGAAAUGCACUGGAUUUUGUGAAUUACACUCCACUGUUACAUUUUAGGAAGUAAACAUAUAUUUCUGUGUUAAGUUUAUUAAUUAAUAAAUCUUGCUGGAUAUAAAAUAAUUGGAUGAUAGUGUGGAAAAUACCGUAAAUCGCGAAUUUUUGUCUUGCAAAAGAAAUCUUCGUAACAAGCACCCUGUCAAAAUUUUGUUAUCGUAUCUUUUAUGAUUUUAAUUCAAAAGGUUACUUCAUAAACUGCGUUAUGUCAAUAUUUUUUAUGUUAAAUUAACUUUAAAAGUGAAAUAAUAUGUGAUUUUACAAAAAAAAUAUCAGAAGUUUGAAUGAGUAAUGUCUUGAUUCUAAAGAUCAAAGACGCCGCAGGAACAUCAAAGGGAUGCACCGACGCUAAUACAAUAAUGCAAUUGUGAGGAAUUAUUAUAAAUUAAUUUCUUUCAUCAAUGGUUUGAUUGCAUUUUUUGUGAUCAUUAAAACAAAAGUAUGAAUACUUACUGAGUGCAAAAUGAAUGUUUUGCAGAUUUGUGUAUUUCACACAUUUCUGACAAUUCUUCUGAUCUUCCAAAACGAAAUCCCUCUGACCCAGGCAUGCUCAUCUGGCUGCACGUGCACCACAAUACCCGAAAAAAGUGAGAAUUCAGCGGAAGGUGAUGAUGCUGCAGGUGAUGCUGAAGGACCCGAGGCGGAUGAACUGGGCAUGCCUCAAGAUACAAAGGGUCGGAAGGUUGAUUGCUCCAAUAACCCAUAUAGGUUUAGUUCUGUUGAGGAUUUAAACAGGGCCAUUACUAUUCCCUUGGAUACAAUUUAUUUGGAUUUAAGCAAGAAUGAGAUAACUGUGUUAAGGAAAGAAAGUUUCAGUCAGCUGUCAGAUCUUCAAAGACUGGACUUGAGCCAUAACAGGAUAACUUUGAUAGAACCUGGAUCAUUUGAGGGACUGUCUCAACUUAGAAGAUUGGAUUUAUCAAACAACAACCUCGGCAGCAUCAAUGGAAGUAUAUUCUCUGGUUUACCAAAUCUACAAAAAUUAAUGUUAUCAUAUAACAAGUUGAAUACAAUACCUGAUGGAACAUUCAAUGAUCUUCCAGCUCUCAGACGACUGGAUUUCCAGUCCGAUUAUUUACGAUGUGAUUGUCAUUUAAAGUGGAUUGUAAAAUGGACCAAGUACAAAAAGGUCAAGAUCAAAUCCAGCACUACAUGUGCAGUACCAAAAGAGUUGAAGGGUUCAUCGUUAAAGAGGUUGAAACAGAAGGAUCUCCAUUGUGAUCGUCCGUUAGAACUGCCUCUGUUUGAGAUUAAGCCUGGGAUGAGUCAGAUCGUGUUUGAAGGAGACAAGCUUCCGUUUGAUUGUCAAGCAUCGGUUGUUGACCCAAACACCAAGAUGUUCUGGUUACGUCGUGGGGCAGUUGUGGAGACGAAUCGUUCUCAGGGGAUAUUUAUACACACUCGUAAGACACCGGACAACACGGUGAUGAUGCAUUCUCUAGUACUGGAGGAUCUCAAGUCUCCGCAGAGUGGCAAGUGGUUGUGUCUCGUCUCCACACCUCAGGGCAAUGUCACAAAGACCGUCACAAUCGUUGUGAUUGACAGCAAUGCUCCACAGUGUGAGAAAAACACCACCAAGACAAACAAAGGUGUUUAUAUAUGGGAGGCAACGGUUGCCGGAGUAAUAAAAGAAUUGCCAUGUAAACUAGGAGAUGGUAUGAUCACCCAUUUAUGUGACAAGCAGGGAAGAUGGACAAAUCUAAAUCAUACGGCAUGUGGCUUCACCAAUGAACUUACUAGAAAGUUACAAAGUCUUGCUGAGAAGGACACAAAUUCGUCCAAGAUAUUAAAUGAUGCGAAGAAUCUAGAGAAGCUUGUAUCUGCUCCACUGGUCAACGAGGAGGACCCCCUGUCCACCAUUAAUCCGGAGUAUGUUGACCUUGCGUCUAUGGCUAUAUAUAGACUUUGUCAGCGAGCUUCACUUGGAGAGGAGAUUGUAAGGUCAGUGUUGUCAAGCACCAGUAAAAUAAUGAACAUCAGCACUAGUAUAUUAUAUGAGGCACAGAAACAGAGAAAAUCUCUCUCUAGAAUCUCUAAGGCCAUUGAGAGCAUACCAGGACAGUAUCGGAAAGAGGACAAGUUCAGUCAGUCAGCAGAGUUCAUCGUCAUGGAAGCAAGGUCAUAUGCUGCAAGCGAGUUCAAAGGAGUACAGUGCAGUGGACUGGACCUCACAUAUGAUGAGACUGCUCAUAGAUUGAUACAGUCUGUGACUCGUAUAGUGUUUGUGUGUAGUGAACCAGUCAACAAUACUUCAAAUUAUGAAUAUCUGAAAUGGGAACCAUUGACCUCUGUUUUAAUUCCAAAGUCAGUUGUAAAACUACCACCACAACCAGAGAAGAAGGAGAUAGGCAACCAGACAACAACAACAACUACUACAGCAGCACCUGGCCCCGACAGUAGUAUAUACUUCCAGUUUAUAUGGUACCAGAAUGCUAACCUGUUCCCUGUUGCUAAUGGACGGCACGAGGACCCCGUGCUUCAUGGGAAAUCCUGGAACGUUAUCAGCUCAGUGAUUUCUCUAUCCAUGUGUAAGUAAAUGUUGUUUGGUUGUUGUUUUU